Messenger RNA from Aplysia californica (California sea hare), 897 nucleotides. RefSeq lists its product as uncharacterized. The record is from RefSeq and is a predicted model, not a curated record. Gene Ontology annotation, cellular component: membrane. Lineage: Eukaryota; Metazoa; Mollusca; Gastropoda; Aplysiida; Aplysiidae.
UAAAAAAAAAAAAAGCAACCAAAAAACCAAGCACUUUUUGCACGUCUGCGCACUGGCAAUUAACCACAUCUUUCUUUUAAAAAGAUGGAUUUCAGACAACACGAAGAGAUCGUUCCUAUUUAUGGAGGCGUUUCAUUCCACACACAAAAAAUGGACACGUUUAAUGUCAAUUUAAGUUGGAGUCAGUACGGCCCACAGUCUAAUCCAGUCUCCAGUGAAGUCAACUAUUGGAACAAGGUGUCUAGAACUCUGCUGUGUGCAUACCCGCCGUUUAUCGUCCUGAUCGGAACUGUGGGCAACAUCAUCACCUUAAUUAUUCUCAGAAUUCAUCAAAUGUACACAUCUGUGACAACCACGAUCAUCAAUUGGGUCCUUGUGCUGAUCACCGCCACUCGUCUCGUCCACAUCCGGUCCCCGUUUCAGGUCUAUCGUAUUUGCUCCCGCAAGACUUACUACAUAUGUCUGAGUGCCAUCUGCUGCACUAGUUUCGGAAUUUACGCAGUGAGUUAUGUAACGGGCAAACAUGGGCUGCCCUCCAACAAAGCCAGCCUUGACGUUCUCAGUGAAUACAGCUGUGCUCUGGCAGUCAAGCGUCGGUUCAUGCAACUGUCCGGAGCCUACGGCAUUACAGACAUGCUGUUCUUCUUCAUAUUGCCCGGUCUGUUUCUGGUCUCCUUGAACUUUGUCAUCCUCGGUCUGUAUGGGGAAGUCAGGGACAACCAGAGGGCCUUGCUCGAGACAAGAGUCACGCAAUAUUAUGGCAAGUUAUUCACCUUAAAAGUUGUUUUUAAUCCAAACAAUUCGUUUCUUUUUUUUUUCUUUUUUUUUCUUUUUUUUUAGAGGUAGAGUUCUAUGAGAGAACCACAAAAUUUGUUGUAAAUGUACUGUUUUAAAUCC